Molecule: messenger RNA, 1275 nt
Organism: Lotus japonicus
Lineage: Eukaryota; Viridiplantae; Streptophyta; Magnoliopsida; Fabales; Fabaceae
Exons: 3
Coding region: 1-1275 (424 amino acids)
Source: RefSeq, a predicted model, not a curated record
AUGAAAGUGAAGGGUGAGUACAUUUCUCUAUCUUCCGCUAGAGGAAGUGGGCUUUUCACUCUGUUUAGGAGCAACUACAAACACUGGAAAGCGAAAUUUUUCAAGUUGAGGGAAUCUGAGAAAAGUAAAGACGUUUUCUACUAUGAUGACGGCACUCCUCGGUUCCCAUUUUACUGGACUGAUAAGCCCGAACUUAUUUACAAAGUACCUGAAUCUUCCUUAACUAUUGAUGAAAAACAUGAAGUUGAUUUCUUGUCAACAAUUAAUUUAAACCUCUAUGACUUUUAUGAAGCGUUUAAAAAGAGAGACUUAGCCAGAUUUGUUGCUAGGAUGGCACGCCUCUCUGAAGAUGACAUUCUCCGCUUCCGUCGUGAACAGCAGGCGUUGAAGAACAAGCCCUCUCCCGCCAAGACUUUGACUGAACCUGAAGGAAACCAUUCUGAAACUGACAAGAAUCCCGCCCAGAAAAGAAGAAAAAGAAAUCUAGAUUCUGAGAAGCCCACGGAGAAGACUAGCAUUCAGUCUUCAAUGAAAAAGUUUGUAGCCAAAGGUGCCAACCAAUAUGGAUCUUCCAGCGCCCCGUCCCCUUCAUGGAAGUAUGAACUUAAAGAGUUUGAUGACAUGACUGCAGAAGAAGUCACUUCUUUAUGGGAUUCCCGUAUCAAUUUCAACACCCUGGUGGACACGAACCUUGUGUUCGAGGCUGACAGAGAGAAAAUAAGAAAAAUUGGGCUUCAGGAAGCCUGUCAAGCUGUUAUGACCAAGAGCUUGGAAAUUGCUGCGAUUUCAAAAAUGAUAGAGCUUGAAUCCAGUGGCUUCGAUGGGCUUUCUACGGCCAAGAAGCUUGAAGACAAGGAAAAAGAGAACGCCAAAUUGAAAUCGACCAUGAAGCUGUUGGAAAAAUCUAACAAAGUCAACGAGAAAAAAGCCGCGGACCUGGCUUUGAAACUUGAAAAAUUGAAGAAGACUUUAGAAGAAAACCAAGCCUUGAUGAAGGCGAAAGAAGAAGAGAAUAAGAAGAUGAAGGAAGAGGCAAAUCUUUUCACCUCUGAGAAUACAAAUUUGAAGGAAUCUGUUGCCAACCUUUCCACCAAAACCACCUCCUUGAAGGCCUCCAUCCUCUCCCAACUUGAAGCUGGCUUUAACAAGGCCAAAGAGCAAAUUCUGUUCCUCAAUCCGAACCUGCCUAUCAACACUGAUGGUAUUGAUCCUUAUGCCAGGAUCAUUGACGGAAAUUUGGUAGAGAAAAGAGUGCAUGCUACUGAGUCUUACUAA